This is a messenger RNA of Bombus pascuorum, 590 nucleotides long. Its product is annotated as bublin coiled-coil protein. The record is from RefSeq and is a predicted model, not a curated record. The transcript is spliced from 2 exons. Lineage: Eukaryota; Metazoa; Arthropoda; Insecta; Hymenoptera; Apidae. The coding region runs from base 140 to 415 and encodes 91 amino acids.
CAUACAGUAGCAGUUAUAAAAGGCAAAAUUAUUCAUUUUAAAUUGCAACUUCGCUAAUUUUAACAUUUAUGUACUAUGUAUAUAAUCAAAAUUUUAUUUAUAUGUAUAUCACAUCGAACGAUAAUGGUAGAUAAAGGUAAUGGCAGAUGAAAAUAUGGUUCAGAACGCAGUGCGGCCAAAGGAAAAUCACGGAGGCGAUAAAAACGGAUGGGAAAAUGAAGAAGAUGAAGAAAAUUGUAAUGAUGCUGAAUUUGAAGCUAUAAAUGCUCAAUUAGAUCAGCUUAAUUCAGUUUUGGAUAACCUCGAACAAAAAAAUGACGAUAUUCGUGCAGAAUUGAUUCAGUUAUUACAAUCAAAUCGAGAAGCAAGAAAACAAUUUCAAGAAUUCCAGGAUUCCGUAAAAUCGGAUUUAUAAUAUUUUGUUUGAAAUAGGUAUAAUUAUACCCCGAAAAUACAUAUUUAUACUCUAUUAAUAAUAUAUUUCAAAUUUUUACAAUGUUUUACAUUACAAUAAAUUAACCUUUUUACUGUUCCAGAUGAUAAUAUAUUGUAAAUACAUAUAUUGAAUAAUAAAACAGUAUGACAUUAUA